AGUCUUUUAUACCGUAAAUCGAGUCUGGGCCAAACAUCGCUUCAGCAGAAUUUAUCACAGAGACAGUUGAUAAGUUUUCAUUGAGUGUGCCACACCGAAAUGUUGAUCAAGUCGAUAAUUUUGCUAUUGUCUGUAUGUUGGUGUGCCUACAGCGCCAUCGCAUCUCCUGUGUCCAAAAAAGAAGAAAAGCGUACCGAAGCCAACGUACUCUACGACCAGCGACAAGAAGGAGAAUGGAAUGUUAGAGCUCACUUAGAUAACUUUCUUAUCAUGAUCGUUCCAACACAAACAGUUGCGACAGCAGCCAGCCCGAGUCUUCUAGAUUUCCUGUCAAAAUCUUUACCCAAAGGAAGCCACAUCAAGAGAAUUAAAAAUUUCAAAAAACAUCCUGUCUCUGAAUUACCACAAGAAAGUCAAGCUUUGGAGACACAACAUUUUAUAGAAUCCAAGACAGCACCGUACCACGUUGAUUUAACCAAGCCUAGUGCUGAUAUUAAGCCAACACCCAGUGAUGAUGUUGUUUUAGCGAACUCACCCAGUCUUAAAGUGAUCAAGCCUGAAGGGAAACUUAAGAGGUCAACAAGAUUUGCAAGAACCUACAUUAUAUCGAUUCCUUCCGAAACAGAGUACAUUUCAAGGAAAUACGCCGAACCAAAAUCAGCGCUUAGGAAACACAAAAAAACUAUCAAAGAAAAAUCAAAAGCAGAACUGAAACUAUUGGGAUCAGAACUUGAGCAGUGCGGACCUGGAAUGGUCAGAGAUUCCUAUGGAGUAUGUACUACUCUAAAGCAUUAAUUUAUACUGUGAACUUUUAUUUAUUUUCUAUUGUUAGUGAUAUUUUAAAUUAAUAAACAAAUUAUUAAAGUUA
Molecule: messenger RNA, 868 nt
Organism: Diabrotica virgifera virgifera (western corn rootworm)
Lineage: Eukaryota; Metazoa; Arthropoda; Insecta; Coleoptera; Chrysomelidae
Exons: 3
Coding region: 100-795 (231 amino acids)
Source: RefSeq, a predicted model, not a curated record